Molecule: messenger RNA, 580 nt
Organism: Ichthyophthirius multifiliis
Lineage: Eukaryota; Ciliophora; Oligohymenophorea; Hymenostomatida
Product: small gtp-binding protein, putative
Exons: 1
Biological process (GO): vesicle organization; intracellular protein transport; endoplasmic reticulum to Golgi vesicle-mediated transport
Cellular component (GO): COPII vesicle coat; endoplasmic reticulum exit site
Molecular function (GO): GTP binding; GTPase activity
Source: RefSeq, a predicted model, not a curated record
AUGUUCUUAUUUAAUUUUUUCAAAGACAUGUUGGGCUAUUUAGGUCUAUAUAAAAAAAAUGGAAAAAUAUUAUUCUUAGGUUUAGAUAAUGCUGGCAAAACUACAUUAUUAAGAAGAUUAAAAGACGGAAGAAUGAUUUAACAUGAUCCAACUCCAUAAGCCCAUACUGAAGAAUUAGUUUUAGGAAAUGUAAGAUUCAAAGCAUUUGAUUUAGGUGGUCAUGAAGCUGUAAGAAAAACAUGGAAGAACUAUUAUUCAUCAAUUGAUGCUAUAGUAUAUUUAGUAGAUAGUUCUGAUCAUGUAAGAUUUUCAGAAUCAAGAAUAGAAUUUAAUAAAAUUUUAAAUACUCCUGAAUUAGCAAAAGUUCCUAUUGUUAUUUUAGCAAACAAAAUUGAUAUAACUGGAGCUGCAGGAGAAGAAGAAUUAAGAUUAAACUUUGGUUUAGCAAAUAAAACAUAAUUCGGAAUUGAAAAAGUAACAGAAUUGGAUGGAAGAUAAGUGGAAUUAUUUAUGUGUUCCGUGGCUAAAAAAAUUGGUUAUGCAGAUGGAUUCUAAUGGAUUUCGAAAUUCUUAAAUUGAG